Ostrinia furnacalis (Asian corn borer) is the source of this 835-nucleotide messenger RNA. Its product is annotated as thioredoxin, mitochondrial. Gene Ontology annotation, molecular function: protein-disulfide reductase activity. The transcript is spliced from 2 exons. Gene Ontology annotation, biological process: cell redox homeostasis. The record is from RefSeq and is a predicted model, not a curated record. Bases 286 to 738 code for a protein of 150 amino acids. NCBI's taxonomy places the organism in Eukaryota, Metazoa, Arthropoda, Insecta, Lepidoptera, Crambidae. Gene Ontology annotation, cellular component: mitochondrion.
GCAUAACUUUGGAGAAGGUCGUAGGUUCAGACUAUACGCGCCAUUACUAAUUAAAAGCAAAUACGAUACCGAUACGAUACUAUGCAUGCAAGUUAUGCAACACUAUACUUAUUUGGAAUAAAUUAAAAAGAAUAGUCACUUUGACAGACAGUUGAUUUUUUGACAGAACGACCGCAGAAGAAUCAAGUGAAUUGAAGUGAAUCAAGUCGCAAAUUCGCAAGAAUCUAAGACUUGAAAUUACUAGAAAAUUAAAGUAAUUUUUAAAUUUCGUACGCUGUUUUCACAAUGCUCGUAAAAAAUAUCACGAAUUUGGUGGUUCGUAGCUCCUUCGCUGCGGGAAAGAAUGCACAAAUUCUUAGAAACUUUUCAAUGACUUCUGCAAAAUGCGACAUUGUGAAAAUUCAAAGCACUGAUGAUUUUAAGGCAAAAGUCAUCAAUAGCAAAGUUCCAGUAGUUGUAGAUUUUUUCGCUACGUGGUGCAAUCCAUGUAGGCUGCUGACUCCUCGUCUGGAAUCCAUCAUCUCAGAAAGCAAAGGAAAAGUAAUCCUGGCUAAAGUGGACAUUGAUGAGCAGACAGACUUGGCAUUAGAUUAUGAAGUCAGUUCUGUCCCUGUAUUAGUCGCCAUCAAAGAUGGGAAAGUGCAGCAACGCCUGGUGGGUCUGCAAGACACUGACAAACUGCGCAAAUGGAUUGAACAAUUCACUUCCGAGGAAUCUAAGGCAGAAGUCAAAGCUUAAGAUCCAUCAACAGUGCACAUGUACUUCUUAAAUUAUUGUUGUUACCAAAUUAGUUGAACAUAAUAAAUUGAAAUAAAACAAAUGCCUUAUUCUUGUA